UCCAUCCAUAAAGAAAUUUAUAAAGGGGUAGAUUUAAGUCUUCUAGUUGAUUUGUUGGAGUCGUAAUAAUUAACAAGUACCCGUUGAAGCAAGGAACCGGCCAUAGCUCACACCAACCCCUUCUUCAAGAAAUUGCAAGGAAGACGACUGAUCCAUUUGGAUGCAUGCGUGGCAGUGGGUAUUAAUUAUUUCGUUGAUUAUAUCACACCCCUCUUUCAUCAUACAAAAUUCACAUUAAUUAUUCACUAAAUUCUGUACUAAUUCAAUUUGCAAAAAAAACAGUAUUUAAUUAUCCGUAGACUUUCUUCCUACUUUUCCCCCCUGGGGUUUGUUGAGCUAGAUUUAAUGUUGAUUUUAUGUCCGGAGGGUUUUGAAAGGUGAGUUUUGGGCCUGAUUUGGUUCAUGUCUACCAACUGUUUGUAAAAAGUCCUCAAAGAAGUUUGGUUAUAAACUCACAAGACUUCAAAAGGGUUUCAAGAUUUUGGUGUCUUUGUUUCAGAUCUUGGUGCUGUUUUGAUGGAGUUUUAGCUGAUCAUCACCAGCAAGAUUCAAAUGUCAAAUGUCAAAUUUCAUGUCACAUCCAUAGAAUAGUCACCUUCUGUUUCGUACUUUCGUUUCUCGUUUCCAAAUGUCGUUCCGUAGUAUAGUGAGGGAUGUAAGGGAUGGGUUCGGGAGCUUAUCGAGGCGGAGUUUCGAUGUGCGGCUCACCGGCCUUCAUAGUCGAGGAAAAUCUCAGGGGUCGGUUAAUGAUUUAAAUUACAAUCAUGCCCCUCUUGUGGUUCAAACCAGUCGUUGGGCUAAUUUGCCUCCCGAGCUCCUUUGUGAUGUGAUUAAGAGGUUGGAAGAAAGUGAAAGCACGUGGCCUGAACGGAAACACGUUGUUGCUUGUGCUGCGGUUUGUAAAUCGUGGAGGAGUAUGUGUAAAGAAAUUGUUGGCACUCCGGAAACGUGCGGGAAGCUUACUUUCCCGGUUUCGUUAAAGCAGCCCGGUCCCCGUGACACUACUAUUCAAUGUUACAUCAAGAGGGAUAAGUCAAACUUGACUUAUCAUCUUUUCUUGUGUCUUAACCCUGCGGCUUUGCUAGUUGAGAACGGGAAGUUCCUGCUCUCCGCUAAAAGAACUCGGAGAACUACUUGCACCGAGUAUGUUAUAUCCAUGGAUGCUGAUCACAUUUCAAGAUCAAGUGGUACUUACGUCGGCAAACUUAGAUCGAAUUUUCUCGGAACAAAGUUCAUAAUAUACGACACACAGCCUCCGCACUCGGGACCCCUUAUACCGGCACCAGGUCGAUCAAGUCGUAGAUUCUAUUCCAAGAAAGUCUCACCAAAGGUGCCCAACGGAAGUUACAACAUUGCCCAUAUAACGUACGAGCUUAACGUGCUUGGUACACGUGGCCCACGUAAGAUGCAUUGCAUCAUGCACUCGAUUCCGACGUCAGCACUCGAGCCAGGCGGCUUUGUUCCCGGUCAGCCGGAGCUCGUUCUUCCUCAUCUGUCUUCGCUUGAAGACUCUUUUCGCAGUAUUUCGUUCUCGAAGUCGCUCGACCGCUCCACCGAGUUCAGCAGCUCGAGGUUUUCCGAAAUCGUGGGCGCCGCCAUAUCAAAAGACGUGCCGGAGAGUGAAAAGUCGAAAAUGCCAUUAGUUUUGAAGAACAAGGCGCCUAGGUGGCAUGAACAGCUUCAGUGUUGGUGUUUGAAUUUUAGGGGACGUGUGACGAUUGCCUCCGUGAAGAACUUCCAGCUGAUUGCCGCCCAACAGCCACCAGCAGCAGCAGCGGCAGCACCACCGUCAUCUGCGGGAACUUCUCAGCCGACUCAAGUGGAGCCGGAUAAAGUUAUCUUGCAGUUUGGAAAAGUGGGGAAAGAUAUGUUCACAAUGGAUUAUCGGUACCCGUUAUCUGCGUUUCAAGCUUUUGCUAUCUGUUUAAGCAGCUUUGACACCAAAUUAGCUUGUGAAUAGAAGGAAAUAAAUAACAGUCAAAGCUAAAAAAAAAAAAAACCAAAAUUUACGUUACUUUGCUAGCAGAAAAAGGAAAUUGUUGUUGCUGUUGUUAUGUUUUGAAGUGAAAAAACUUGAUUAUAAACUCGAAACGUUUUCCAAUGUUGAUGAUAGCGACCCACGAUGAUCAUCUUUA
This is a messenger RNA of Helianthus annuus (common sunflower), 2135 nucleotides long. RefSeq names its product tubby-like F-box protein 8. The transcript has 6 exons. NCBI's taxonomy places the organism in Eukaryota, Viridiplantae, Streptophyta, Magnoliopsida, Asterales, Asteraceae. Gene Ontology annotation, molecular function: protein binding. The record is from RefSeq and is a predicted model, not a curated record. Bases 629 to 1960 code for a protein of 443 amino acids.